Molecule: messenger RNA, 614 nt
Organism: Andrographis paniculata
Lineage: Eukaryota; Viridiplantae; Streptophyta; Magnoliopsida; Lamiales; Acanthaceae
Product: putative lipid-transfer protein DIR1
Exons: 2
Coding region: 131-499 (122 amino acids)
Source: RefSeq, a predicted model, not a curated record
CUUUGUUAAAGUAAUUUAUUUUUAUUUUUAUUUUUUAUUUUUUUAAAAAAACUCCCUAUAAAUUAGACCUAUUUGCUUGCUUGCUUGCUAUAAGUCGAGUAAACUCAAUCGAACAAAGGUAAUAAUAAAAAUGGCAAUCUCUAGAAUUGGCUUUGUAGUUUUAUACUUGACCGUAGUUUUCGCGAGCUUCAUCGCCUUCAGCUCCACCGUGGCAUUGGGGCAAUGCCGAGGGGACUUCCAAGGCCUUGUAAGACAAUGCUCGAGAUUUGUUCAAAAAACGGGACCAAAAUCCAACCCGUCUUCAGAAUGUUGCAAUGUUGUCAAGAACGUCGAUUUUCAAUGCGUAUGUCAGCAUGUCACCGGCGAAGUCGAGCAAAUUAUUAGCAUGGAGAAAGCAGUAUACGUCGCAGCUUCUUGCGGGAGACCCCUUGUUCAUGGAACUAAAUGUGGAAGUUAUACAGUUCCCAUGAAGGAAGAAAUCGAUCAAGUGAUUAUAUGAAAUUUCAAUGGUAUAAUAAUGAUAGUAAUAAUAUUAUUAAUUAAUGUGUGAAGAUUAUAUAUAUUAAUUUGAGCACUACAUUGUACUGAUCGAUCACAUUUGAUUCUAAUGGUUU